CCGACCUCCUCGCUACAUGCUGGACAAUUGCCGAUCUCCCGCCCUGCAGCCGAUGCCCAGCGCAACAAAUCUUCGAGACAACAUCUUCUUCGACAAUUCCACGACGACGCCAUGUUUGAAGUGCCGGAUGCGAAGCGGGUUCGCCGCGACGAGCUGCACUCUCCCACAUCAUCGCCGCGCUCCUCGCCAGAUCCAGACCUCGAACAGCUCCUGCGGUCCAGAAUACAAAACGAAUUCACCUACACCAUCGCCACCACCGACCAUCAUGUCGAUGAUACCAACGAUAUCGCGCAAAGUGACCAGGAUGAGACAGAGUUGCGUCUCUUCGCUGCGCCCGCAAAUACCGCUCCACAGUCGCACAAGAUCCGAAUUUCAUCUCCAGACACCGAUAGCGGAGAGCCAGGACUGGUUUUGAAGAAACCACGGAGCUAUUAUUUCGCCGACGAACCCACAAGCGAGGCCGAGGAAGAGUUCAGAGCGGCGGCCAUGGAGGGAAGGAGCGUCCUGGAGCUGUCGCAGCAGCCAUGGCCUGGUUGCGCCCUGCCGUGGAAGGUACGCAAGAUAUCACCGGCUGGCAUGAGUAGAGAGGUGCUGGUUGGCCAUCCUCCCAUGCUGGUUCUUGUCCAAGACAAGGCAAACAAGCGCACAAGAAAAGGCAAGAAGUCACGCAUAGCCAUUAGAAAGAAGUUACAGGAAGCAAAGGAGAAGGAAAGCGAAGCAGCACGUCUUGCACGGGAGAAGGAGGAAGCCAAGCGUGAGAAGAACACACGGAGGAAUCGAGAGAAGAAGCUCAAGCAGAAGGCAAAGCAGCAGGCCAAGAGGGCAGCGGAUGGCGCUUCUGAAAGCGCCGCAGAUGGCAUGGAUGGUGUGGAAACUACGGCGACUGAGAGCCAACCUGUCGCAAACUACUGCAAUCGUCGACUAUAUCUACUCUGUUCCUCACCGUUUCUACUUACUUGCCCUUCACGGCUUACUUGGACUGCCAAAAUGGAUCACAACCACGUCCGAGACAACAUGAACUCCGACAUGCCUUCAGGCUUCGAUCAGCAGUACGUUCCCAUAGAUCCCAAUCUUGAGGACAUGUUCGCUCCAUCCGUUCGAAACCACAUGUACCAAGAAUCAGCUCAGCAUUACAACUAUCAAGAACACCAACUGACUGGCUACAAUGUGGUCAUGCCCGAUGCUGUGCCGUGUGAUGCCUAUUGUACAGGCUACGAAGGGCCGAUGACACCUGCUAGUACAGCAGACCAUUUUGAACCGCAUGAUGAUCAGUUGCAUGGGGUUUCCGAAGUCCCGGACGAACAUGCCACCAACACCCAACAACAAAAAGGGACUGAGUAUUCAUCGGAGCUCUGGCGGACUUUGGUCAAUUUUGAGGUACCUGAUUUCGGACAAACUUCUGUCGACAACAUACCUGGCCUCCAAGCCCUACGCACGGCCUACCUCAGUCUCUAUGGCCCCCAAUCAACAGCCACAAACGCCACUCGCAUGCAGUACGCCAAAGCCUUUGCUUUUGCCCUGCUCACGCACUAUCACCCGGCUUCGCAAGGCUAUACUGUGGUGCCGACUUCACCCGGACCUAUGUCAAAAACAGGGAUGAACUUUUUCCUGGCUGCCGACGACGAGUCAGACAUCUGGAAGGAUAUGGGCAACAAGAAGGCCAGCAGCAUCAACAAGGCCAAUCGACGGCGAGCGCCAACAAAAAGAGAUCUUGAAAGGGCCAAAAGGGCAGAACAAGUUGCCAAGGUAGCAGAGUACAACCAUGGAUUUGCAUACAUGGCGAAUCUGCAAUGGGACUAUAUCCCGCCUCAGGACAUCGCCGCUUUUGUGGUCAUGUGUAAAUUAGAAGUCAGAGAUGAGAACACUGGUAUGAUGACGUACGAACAGCAACCACACACCUACCUCAUCAUUAUGGUUGACAACUUCGAUCAAGUCCCACGCGUCUCGAGGGAAAACACAGUCCAUCGCAGUGACAUUCUAGCGGACGCGCUAUGCCGAGGCGGCAAGGUCCGGAACGGUCACGGCAUGCUUCUCUAUGGGCCCCGGCUUGAGUGCUACACCUUUGACCGUGGAAGCGAGUGGGUUUGCCCUGAUAGCGAUGAUGAAGAAGAUGAGCAAGAACCUCAGGAUAUUGAACCUAAAAUGGAGGCGCUACAGUCUGGCGGUCAGAAUAUCGAUUUCGAUAUGCGUGCCACGAGCUUGGAAAUAGUCGACGUGGCCUUCAGGGAUAUGGCCGUGAGGCAGGUGGUGUACAUGUCUGAACCAAACCUUGAUGCAGAACAGGCUGUAGGUUCUGUAAAGAACGAUGAAGAGAUGGACGAGCAAGGACACUGCAGUGGCUUGAGAGGCGAAAAAUUCAUCUAG
Alternaria burnsii is the source of this 2364-nucleotide messenger RNA. RefSeq lists its product as uncharacterized. The record is from RefSeq and is a predicted model, not a curated record. NCBI's taxonomy places the organism in Eukaryota, Fungi, Ascomycota, Dothideomycetes, Pleosporales, Pleosporaceae. The annotation marks the transcript as partial. The transcript has 3 exons.